AUGUCAAACAGCAUCAUCAGUGUUUCCGUCGGGAACCACGAGUCCAAGGAAGUCAUGGUCUCACUUAUCCAACGCGACAUUAACUUCUUUCCCUACACUGAUCCAGAGGCUCGCCUCGCCGCGGUUCGAGAAAUCUUUGCCCCAGACGUCGUCCAGUUUGACUUCGACGGCACUACCCACCACAGCCACGAUGGCUUGCUAGAGCAUCCCUCCUUUCUGCUCGACGCUGAGCCGCUCGAAGGCGGAGCUAGUGUUUUAGGAAAGCUGAAACAGAUCAACUUUACCGCUACUAUAUGCCGAUUUGACGAGAAGCAACCCACCCGGGCGCAGCGAAACCUUAUCCUGGCAUUGAAACACUAG
Molecule: messenger RNA, 360 nt
Organism: Fusarium falciforme
Lineage: Eukaryota; Fungi; Ascomycota; Sordariomycetes; Hypocreales; Nectriaceae
Exons: 2
Coding region: 1-360 (119 amino acids)
Source: RefSeq, a predicted model, not a curated record